This is a messenger RNA of Xiphias gladius (swordfish), 2399 nucleotides long. RefSeq names its product fucosyltransferase 7 (alpha (1,3) fucosyltransferase). The coding region runs from base 125 to 1264 and encodes 379 amino acids. The record is from RefSeq and is a predicted model, not a curated record. Gene Ontology annotation, molecular function: alpha-(1->3)-fucosyltransferase activity. Gene Ontology annotation, cellular component: membrane. The transcript is spliced from 3 exons. NCBI's taxonomy places the organism in Eukaryota, Metazoa, Chordata, Actinopteri, Istiophoriformes, Xiphiidae.
AUGGUAUCAGUGGUGCCUGAGGAUGGAUCACAAACAAGUCAUUUCAUGAUCAGGCAAAACCAAGCAUACACAAGUUUCUCUUGAGUUGUGGUUGAACAGAGAAAUGUCAUGGUCUCUGAUUUGAAUGGAUGGUGGUGAGUUCUCUUCAUACUGGGAGUCGCAGGCUGAGACAGAAUAUCUGAUGGAGGGCGAUAACACUAAAAAGACUCUAUUCAGUUUGGUGAAGAAGCGCAUCCUCCUCUCCUUUCUCUGUGUUUUACCGCUUUGUCUUUUCAAUGGAUGGCUGAUAAGAUUCCAGGUUCUAACAGCCAUGAAUCCCACCAACUUCAGCAGCAACAGAAAUGUGACCAUCUUGCUGUGGUACUGGCCUUUCAGCAGGUCAUUCAGCUUGAGGGGUGAUGUGUGUUGGGACUUCUACCGCAUCCCUCACUGUAGACUGGUGGACCAGCGAUCCUUGUUCUCUUCAGCUGACGUGGUGGUCUUCCACAACAGAGAGCUGAUACAGGGCCGCCAGAAGCUGCCCUUAGACCUUCCACGGCCGCAAUACCAGAGGUGGGCCUGGAUGUCCCUGGAGGCCCCUGAUUACAAUGGAAACUUGCAGCAGUACGCUUAUAUCUUCAACAUGACCAUAACCUACAGGAGGGAUGCUGAUGUCACUGUACCCUAUGGCGAGUUGCUACCAAGGGAGGCUGAAGGACAUCUGAUGGAAGACAUCCCUCUGAAUAAGAGCUCUCUGGUCUGUUGGGUUGUUAGCAACUACCGGAGCCACCACAAGAGAAGCCAAGUGUACAGUGAGCUCAAUACCGCAGUUCCUGUGAAGGUUUAUGGGCGUUGGACAAGCAAACGCCUCCCCUCUAAAGACCUCUUGCCUACAAUCUCUCGCUGCUACUUCUAUUUGGCUUUUGAGAACUCAGUCGCCAAAGAUUAUAUCACAGAGAAGCUGUGGAGGAAUGCUUAUCAAGGUGGGGCGGUGCCUGUCGUCAUGGGACCGCCGCUGAGUGAUUACAAAGCUGUGGCUCCACCUAAUUCUUUCAUCCAUGUUGAUGAGUUUGCAACAGUAAAAGAUUUAGGAAAAUAUCUACAAAAGCUGGCAGAGGACAAGGAAUGCUACAAUGAAUAUUUUACCUGGAAACAACAUUGGAAAGUGAAACUGUACACAGACUGGAGAGAAAGAUUGUGUAAAAUCUGCAAACAGUAUAACAGUUUACCUCGACAUAAAGUUUACUCUGACCUAGAGGCCUGGGUGAGUGCUAAUAACACUUGAGCUUGCAUAGUUAUGGUUAAUCAUUAAUUGACAAAUUGUGAAUUUUUCACAUUGCAUUUCUGACACGCAGACAUCAUUACCUAAUUUUCUGUUUUAGGACUAACUUUAUGAUUCUUAAUGCAUUUGUCAUGUUAUUGCUGUGCCAGUUUAAAAAAAAACAACCUCAAACUGUAAUAAUCAGAUCAACAGAAAAAGGAUGAAAAGAUGGUAGAAAAUUAGGGGGAAAACAAUAAUUACUAAUGAAAAUGUGAUGAAUUAAAUCCCCUAGACUCAGGAAACCUUGUCCAACAUUUUAAAAACUUUUUGGGAGAUUUAUCAAAAAUAAAAAACUGAUAUCUCUUAUUUACAAUAGUAUUCAGACCCUUUGCUGUGGCACUCAUGAUUAUGGUCAGGUGCAUCCUGUUCGCUUUAAUUAUCCUUAAGAUGUGUCUAUGACUUGAUUGGAAUGCACCUGUGGCAAACUGAAUGGAUUGUUCAUAGUUUAGAAAGGCACACACCUGUGUAUAUAAGGUCCCACAAUUCACACUACAUGUCAAGACGAAAACCAAGCCAUGAUUACCAAGGAAUUCUCUGUAGACCUCUGUGAUAACAGCACCUCUGUGGUGAGGCAUAGAUCAGGGCAAAGGUAUAAAACGAUUUCUAAGGCUCUGAGUGUUCCAAAGAGCACAUCACCCGGCUAAUACCAUCUCUAUGGUGAAGCAUGUUGGGGGCAGCAUCAUGCUAUGGGCGGGCUUCUCAGCGGCAGGGACGGGGAGGCGGGUCAGAAUUGUGGGAAGGAUGAAUGCAACCAGACUGGGGAAACAAUGACCCGAAGCAUACAGCCAAGACAACGCUGUAGCAGCUACAUGACAUGUCUCUGACUGUCCUCGAGUGGCCCAAUCAAACCCCAGACUUAAACCCCAUAGAACAUCUAUGGAGAGACCUAAAAAUGGCAGCUCACAUAUAGUUCCCAUCCCAUCCAACAGCGCUUCACAGGAUGUGCCAGGAAGAAUGAAAUAAACUACCCAAAUCCAGGUGUGCAGGCCUGUAGAGACAAAACCAAGUAGACUCAAAGCUGUUGUUUCUGCCAAAUGGGUUUCUACAAAGUCCUGAAUUAAAUGUCUGAAUACUUUUGUAAAUGAGAGAUUUGUUUCUC